Molecule: messenger RNA, 1949 nt
Organism: Topomyia yanbarensis
Lineage: Eukaryota; Metazoa; Arthropoda; Insecta; Diptera; Culicidae
Product: zinc finger protein 287-like
Exons: 2
Coding region: 129-1835 (568 amino acids)
Cellular component (GO): nucleus
Molecular function (GO): zinc ion binding
Source: RefSeq, a predicted model, not a curated record
CUGUCAAAAUCCAAUCGAUUGGGUGUUUAUUUUUCAUGAACAGUUCGAAUAUUUCAAUUUUCUUCUAUACUUUGAAAUGUUGAUAUAAAAUAAACAGUUUUACCGGUGUGAAUUUUAACAAAACCAAAAUGUAUAUUUGUCGCCUGUGUACCAAAGUGAUUACUGAAUAUGUUUCCGUUUUUGCUCGCAGAAAUGGAAACUCGCUUGCCGAAAUGGUUAGCUUUGUUGCUUCCAUCGAGAUAACCGAAACUGAUCAAUUAUCUGCGAUUGCCUGUAUUGAUUGCGUAGAACUGACCAUUGAUGCCUUUCUCUAUGUGCAACGAGUGCGAGAAGCGGAUACGUUGCUAAAGAAAUCGCUAACGCAGGAAUCAAAUCUGAUGGGCAAUUUGUCAAACGAUAUCAGCAAUCUCAGGAAAUCGUUUCUGUCCGUAGAUCAAGUUGCUGAGUCAGAACUUGCUGGGAAGCUAGAUGAAGUUUCUAUGAAGGAGGAUGUGGUAUUAGUACAACCGCCAAACAUUCCGGAUGCCGGAGAAGUGAUACAAAAAAUGCACAAGGAGUCUGACGAACGUUUGCUUGAUUUAGAUAUCUCGCCUGUAGAAUAUCUUGAGGGUGAACCUGAGUCUGUGUCCAUGAAGCUAAUAGGUCUUUUAAUAGAAUCAAUCCACGACGUAGGAUCUCAGAAAUGGGUUAAAAUAAAACAUGACCCUGACGCAGUUGAAGCGGUUGAGAGAACUAGUAUUCAAUCGGAGUCUGACGAAGAAAAUAGCUCGGAUGAAGAAAACGACUUAAUAUAUGAUGGACCAAAGAUAGAUGGCGGUGGACACAUUGUAAGAUGCUGUAUUCGCAAAUGUAAGCUCAAGUUCCAAUCGCGCCAUGAACUUAUUCAACACGGUUCGGAGGUACACGCAUCAAACCGUUUGAUCACCGAUACGGUCAGUCUGUUCGAAUGCGUCGUCUGUUUCCAGAGUUUUGAAACUCGCAAAAGUCUAGCGUGUCAUCUUCAAAAAAUGAUUCGAGACUAUCGUUGUCAUAUCUGCAACACGUAUUUCGAUGACCCACAACAAAAAAGAUCGCACAUGAGAGCCACUCACAAGGAUGUAAGAACAGUUUCAAGCUACCGCCUUGAAGAUCAACCCGUUAAAAUUUGCUGCGGUUGUGAGUCUACUUUCGAUACAAUAGAAGAACUUUUCCAGCACGGCGUAGAUACGCAUCAAUUCCAGCAUUCUUAUGCUAACGAAGGCCGCGAGAAGCAAUGCAAUAUCUGUUACAAAUACUUCAAAACGAACACAAGUCUCCGAAACCAUCAGAUUCUGGUGUACAAACCGAAAUCCUAUUCCUGCCCGGAAUGUGGCAAAUCUUUCGAAUGUCCGUCAAAACUUUCCAACCACGAGACAACGCACCGAACGGAGCGGAAUUUUUCCUGUACCACUUGCGGUGGCACUUUCAAAACAGCGGCCGACCUACGCGGUCAUCAGCGGAUCCACCAGGAGAAGACGCUAAUUUGCAACGUGUGUGGUUCACGGUUCCACAGACAAGCACAUCUAAGAUCGCAUUUGAAGACCCACGACGAUCAAGCGUUUGAAUUCGACUGCAGCCUGUGCCCGAAAAAGUUCAAGGAAAAGUCUAACCUAAAGACCCACUUGAAGGUGCAUACCCGAGAGAAACCGUACCAGUGUCAGUAUUGCUCGAAACAGUUUCGCUAUAUUAGCGAUAGGAAGCGGCAUGAGAUUUGUCACACGGGGAACUAUCCCCACAAAUGUUCGGUAUGUGGGAAGACCUUUAUCCGAAAUCAUCAGCGAAAAACACAUGAGAAUAUGUGUGUCAGUAAGAUGUGAUUGGCUGGUCAUAAAGGUGAAUUUAUUUGAUUUCCCACAAAAAAGAAUAAUUCAUCCAAUUAGCAAAGAGACGGGACAUGUUUAUUUAAAUACACAAUCGAUUCCUAAGCUUAA